This is a messenger RNA of Benincasa hispida (wax gourd), 795 nucleotides long. NCBI's taxonomy places the organism in Eukaryota, Viridiplantae, Streptophyta, Magnoliopsida, Cucurbitales, Cucurbitaceae. The record is from RefSeq and is a predicted model, not a curated record.
AUGGUGGCAUUAACACAAGAAUCAAAUACUAUAAUCCCACCAAAGAUGCGUGACCCAGGCAGCUUUACAAUACCCUUCUCAAUAGGAGGGAUCUACAUUGUUCAAGCAUUGUGCGACCUUGAGGCAAGCAUAAACUUAAUACCCCUUUCAAUCUUCAAACAAUUGAAUGUAGGUCAACUAAAACCCACAACGGUGACUCUUCAACUUGCAGAUAGGUCCAUGGUACACCCUGAAGAAAAAUUAAAGGAUGUUUUGGUAACAAUCGACAAAUUCAUUCUACCUACAAACUUCAUUAUUCUAGAUUAUGAGGGGGAUAAAGAUGUGCCAUUCAUAUUGGGACGACCAUUCUUAUCUACUGGUCGUGCUCAAAUAGAUGUGCACAAGGAAGAAAUCACAAUGAGUAUCAAUGGAAAGAAGCAUAGGAUUAAUAUUAUCAAUGUAAUGGAGUUCCCAAAAGAUGAAGGCUUAUCAGAUUCCAACGAUGAACACAUUUGCAUUGAAGAUUGGGCCUUCAAGGAAGAAAAUGAAGAAAGAGAGGAUGCGACAACAUCCUUACAAACUUGCCAUGCAAUAACAGAAACAAUGAACAAUGAAGAAAUGUUGAAUUUGGAUGAAGAAAGAAAAACACAGAAACCCUCCUUAUACCAACCACCUACACUUGAUUUGAAAACUCUACCAAAUCACUUGAAGUACGUUUUCUUUGGCCAGAAUGAAACAUUGCCAGUAAUCAUAUCCUUUGCAUUACCCAAAGAAAAAGAAACUGUGCUGCUCAGUAUCAUGAAGAAAUAUAUCUAA